Cyanidioschyzon merolae strain 10D is the source of this 642-nucleotide messenger RNA. RefSeq lists its product as hypothetical. NCBI's taxonomy places the organism in Eukaryota, Rhodophyta, Bangiophyceae, Cyanidiales, Cyanidiaceae. The record is from RefSeq and is a predicted model, not a curated record. The transcript has a single exon. The coding region runs from base 1 to 642 and encodes 213 amino acids.
AUGGCUUGGUGUCUUUGGGUCUUUCACCCGUCUCCGCGUUGCAGAGCCCGUUCUGCUUUGGCUUGCGCCUGGCGCCCGCCAAAGCGGUGCCGUCUACCGCCGUGUCGCCCCGAGACCCUCGAAGCGUGCUCCGAACCGCCAGAGUCACCAGGACCGAGGGAGCAGGGUCAAACGCGAACGAGUGCUGACCUGCCGCUGUCUAACGAGAGCUCUCCAACGGGCGAAGCGGAAGCUUCGGAUGGCAACGGACACGAGCUCUCGUUUAUGCGGAGCACGGGAGUAGACGACCUUGACGCUCGUUUGAUUGCCGAAGACCCGUCAUUUGCUGAGCUUGAGAAAGCAGCACGGGCCUGGAUUGGCGAUUCACUCGAUCGGUGGCUGUGGUGGGAACGCCAAAAGGCCCGGCGAUAUCGUUUGCUUCAGCAGAUAAAGCAGCAGGAAGAACUUGUGGCCGUAGAGUUGGCGGAGCUGGAGCAAUCACUGGGUGAACUGCAGUCUCUAACUGGUCUGCGCUUUCUCAGCGAAGACGGGAAGAUAUCAGGCCUGGGCUGGGUAUUAAUCGCGAUGAUUCUCCUGAUUCCAUGUGGGUUGAUCUUCGUUUCGAUUCACUUGGUUCAGCAGGCUUUAUCAAAUCAGGUGUAA